Molecule: messenger RNA, 1164 nt
Organism: Cuscuta europaea
Lineage: Eukaryota; Viridiplantae; Streptophyta; Magnoliopsida; Solanales; Convolvulaceae
Source: the annotation of a GenBank genome assembly
AGCAAGGCAUACUCAUAAAUAAACGAAAUUAAGGGGCUUAAUCGACCUGGAAUAUUUGCCUGCUGCCCUGCUUUUUUAUAUUUUUAACCCAAAUGCACGAGAACCUUUGUUGACAGUCGCGACUUUCCCACUCAAGUCGAAACCUCAACGCACAGCUAACCCUAUUCCCCUCUCCUCUUUUAGCUUGGAGGGGUAGUGGUAAUCGUCUCGAACUCGUAUCUCUUUUCUAAACCGUCUCUUUUUCAUGCAUUAUUUCGCUUAAUGCAUUCGUCUUUACUUUUCAGUUUACAGCUUGUUUGAUCUGGGAGAUUUGGAUUGUCGUGCUUGCUAAAAUGCUUCCGCUUUCUCUCCUCAAAACAGCCCAGGGGCAUCCCAUGUUAGUGGAACUAAAGAAUGGGGAAACUUAUAAUGGGCAUUUGGUAAAUUGUGAUACUUGGAUGAAUAUUCAUCUCCGUGAAGUCAUCUGUACUUCGAAGGAUGGAGAUAGGUUUUGGAGAAUGCCAGAAUGCUAUAUUCGCGGGAAUACAAUUAAAUAUCUUCGGGUUCCAGAUGAGGUGAUUGAUAAAGUUCAAGAAGAAACUAAAAGCCGAACAGACAGGAAGCCACCUGGUGUAGGGCGUGGCAGGGGAAGAGGUAGAGAAGAUAAUGUUGGUGGUAGACAGGGAAGAGGAAUUGGGCGUGGGAUGGAUGAUGGAGCUGCCAAAGGCCGGGGAAAGAGUGGCCCUGGUGGCAAGCCUAGUGGAAAAGUUGGAGGUCGCGGGCGAGGCUAAUUAGUUUGAAGGGUCCAUUGAUAGCCAGGGUUGCCAGCCACUUAUAACAGAGAGGGGCAUGGUAGACAUGUUAAAGUGUGGAUUGAAGAAACAUCUCAUCUCUUAUCCUGCUACCUCUUAUGGUUGGAGAAUCAUUAAUGAAAAUGUAUUUUGGGUUAUUCCUUUAUUGUAUUGUUGUCAUUAUUAUUUGUUACUUGUUAGUGGGAUGGAAUGUAACUAGCCUUUUGAAAGUGUUUUAACUUUGUGAAUUCCAUUUGUGAUAGUGGGACUGGAAAGUGAUCUACACUUGACUGAUAUGAUAAAGUCAAAUUUUUUACCUCCCAAUUAACAUGAUCAACAAUUUUAUGCCGUUGAUCCUUUGAGGCUGGAUUUUUUGUUGGCCGUUAAAACACCC